UCCUCUUGCAACGUUGACCCACCAUCGUGACAUUAGAAAUCAAGAUAUUGGUAUUGAAUUUAUCAAUCGAUUCAUAACUUUGUCACCACGAGUCAGAGCUCAUGACGGCAAAAUCGUCAUCUCACGUUCCGAAAUUCGGCAAUUGGGACACCGACGACGUACCGUACACCAUCUGCUUCGAGAACGCCGGCGAACUCCGAGCCGCUGGCGUAACCUUCGAUCCCAACGAUCCGGACACCUAUCCGCCGGAGGCGUUCCCCGCCGCGAACCACAGAUCUAAUCCCUCAGACCGCCGGCGGCAUCACGACCACCACCGGCGGCCUCGCGAGCAGCCUAAUCGCGACCGGCGAAGCUCCGGAUCGGAGAAAUUGAGCAGCGAGAGGAGCGGUUCGGAUUACUCGCUUCUGAAGGAGCCGGGGGGGAGGAGGAAGAAGAUCAAUAAUGGAGUGGACGGAAUCAGCCGGUUUCCUCCGACGGCGGCCGGCCAUGGCGGGAACCCUAACCCUAACCCUAGGGCUCGGCGGAAUGAGGGGGAAAUGGUGGCGUCGGUGCCGAAAUUUGGGAGCUGGGAUGCGAGGGAUCCGAAAUCGGGAGAUGGAUACACGGCGAUUUUCAAUAAAGUGAAGAUGGAGAAGAAAAUUGGAGGUUCGAAUAGUUCUCAGGCUGUGCCGCCAUUGACGAAUCAGACCAAGCAACAGCCCAUCCCUCAGAUAGUCCAUGGAUCCACUUCCUUUGUAUCCAAGGUAUGUUGUUGUUUGUGUCCAAAGUGAAGAAUAUGAUCAACUACUUCAACACUAAAGAGAGUGGAAGUGCUCUGCUGGUUUUCCAUAGUUUGGCUAUUUUCCACUUUUUUGUUUUGUUUUUCAAUUUAAAGAAUAUCUCUUUCUUGUAUUUUGAU
Messenger RNA from Momordica charantia (bitter melon), 898 nucleotides. RefSeq names its product RPM1-interacting protein 4. Gene Ontology annotation, cellular component: plasma membrane. The record is from RefSeq and is a predicted model, not a curated record. NCBI's taxonomy places the organism in Eukaryota, Viridiplantae, Streptophyta, Magnoliopsida, Cucurbitales, Cucurbitaceae.